CAGUAAAGAAAUGUGGAAUGACACGCAUCUAAUUAGCAUACGGCGUCAAUAGCUGCUCCCAUUUCUUUACCAUAAGUUUUUAUUUGAUGCGUCUCUUCACAACAACGAAGGCCGGCAUUGCAAUGGAAAAACAACAAAAGAGCAAAUUCAGUUCAAGGCGACCGUGGGACACCUUCAGAAAAGUUCCCAUUUUUCAAGAUGAACAAAAACCGAAAACAGAAAUCCGGUGUUUGAAAUGGAUGUCGUGCAUCAUUGUGACCAUACUCAUCUUUGCUCUUGCUCUGCUCAGUAAAACAACAUUUCUGCUUUUGAUAACUUUUGGGAACAAAACAGCUACAUUUGUAGAGCACAAAGUGACUGCUCUUUUAGGCAUCGGCUUUGUUUUGGUCGCGCCAAAUGUUCUUCUCAUGAUUAAGAGCGUGUGGAAAAUCUUCUUCAAGACUUCAGCUUUGCCCUCUAAAAAAACAAUUUUAUGGAUGCUUGGUGUCGAGAUCCUGAUAGCGUUUGGAUCUGCAGUCUUAGCAGUCGUGGCCAUGCCACACUUUGACAUUGUCACUAAUGUAAUGAUACUGAACAGUGUGAGCAUCCUGUCUGCAGUCUUCCAAGUGGUCGCUCAGUGUUUUAAUGAAGGCAUGAAGCGCUUUAUAAUAAUACCAGCGUGCUCCAUUGUCCUCAUCGUCGUGGGUUACAUCCUUUUUGCAAUCAGUUAUCUUGCUUCAAAUGAAAGCUCUCUUGAGUUGAAAAUAUCAGUCGGCCUUGCCAUCUUAGGAACCAUCAUCGUUUCUCUGAACUGGUGGGAGAACUUCAGUUCACUCUUUAAGGUCCCGUUUCUUAAGGCUGUUUCUAGAGAAAUGGAAAGAGAGAAAUGCCGUAACGUGGUCGCCGUCUUCUCCAGUUUGAUAAGAAUUGUGGUUACUGCAGUUGUGCUUGGAGCUUAUGUUCCAUUAUCAGGACAGGAAUGGAAGACAGCAAUGUUUUUCUUUAAAACACCCACAGUUGGAUUGCUAGUGGCUACCCAGAUUGCAUCUUCUGCCCUGUGCCAAUGGUUUGUGGUCGUCGCUUGCAAGAUGCAUUUCCUGCGGCGCAGCUUCGUAAUGCCCAUGUACCUUGUGUCAUUCGCAGUUUUGAUCGUGUUUUUUGUUCCAGUUAUUUUCAUGCCUAUGGGGCUUGCAAAACCAAAUUCUAGCUAUUGUGAAAAGGUUCAGUGGACAAAUGAUGACAAAUGGGUGAGCUUGAUGAUAUUGGACGUUGUAAGAACUGUGUGUUCCCGGGACAUUGUGGUGAACAUGAAGACAGACGGACUGGCAUGUAUGGGCAUCUCUGCUUUGUGCUGGUGGUUGGGACUCAUUCUCAGUACAAUUUAUGUCUGGUACCUGAAGAUCAACCGAAUUGAAAGGACAAAAGAUUUGUUUGUGAGACGCAUGUAUGAGGGAGCAUUUUUGGAACAAUCCUUGUUGCUGAACAUACGUUUUGAGGUCAGAAAGAAAAACAAGAGGAAAUUAGCAAAUGAAACCAUCAAAGUGUUUCUGUGUGCAACAAUGUGGCAUGAGACCUAUGAUGAAAUGAUGAAGAUUAUCAUCUCUAUGUUCAGGCUCGAUAAAUACAGACCAAAGUCCGGCACAAAUAAAGAUGUGGAGUUCGAAUUCCACAUUUAUUUCGAUGACGCCUUCAAGGACGUUGGUAAUGGAAGGCAACAACAUGUAAAUGAAUAUGCUGAAACUCUUGUGGAAGUCAUGAAAGAAGUUUACACCCUUUUCUACUCAGAAAAUCAGAGUAUAUUUAAGCAGCCACCACCCCUCCCAUCUCAGAGGAUUAUAAGCACUCCGUAUGGAGGUCGUCUGGAAUACACCCUCCCUAAAGGCAACCUGAUGAUGGUUCAUUUGAAAGACAAGACGAAGAUCCGUCACAAGAAGAGAUGGUCACAGAUUAUGUACCUGUAUUACAUUCUGGGCUGGAGACUUUCGAGACAGUACUUUUUGCAGUAUGAGGAAGGUGCAGAAACAACUUCUCUUAAAGAGAGAAUGAAGAGAGAAUCUCACAACACAUACAUCUUGGCCCUGGAUGGUGAUACUGAUUUCCAGCCAUCUGCAGUGAUGCUAUUAGUUGACAGGCUGAAACUCUACCCGCAGGUUGGUGCGGCCUGUGGCAGAAUUCACCCGACAGGCUCAGGGCCCAUGGUGUGGUAUCAGAAGUUUGAAUACGCUGUAGGCCACUGGCUGCAAAAGUCUGCAGAGCACGUGCUCGGCUGCGUCCUGUGCAGUCCUGGAUGUUUCAGUCUUUUCAGAGGGGAGGCACUCAUGGACGACAACGUCAUGAAAAAAUAUACAACCAAAGCCUCUGAGGCCAGCCACCACGUUCAAUAUGAUCAAGGUGAGGACCGCUGGUUGUGCACUCUGCUGCUCCAGCAGGGAUGGAGGGUGGAGUAUAACGCGGCCUCUGAUGCCUACACAAACGCUCCGCAGGAGUUUAAGGAGUUCUACAACCAGCGCAGACGAUGGGGACCCUCAACCAUGGCCAACACCAUUGACCUCUUGAGCUCAGGAAGAGAGACCUCACAAAAAAACAGCUCGAUCUCAAAACCUUACAUCAUUUACCAGGUUAUUAGCAUGGCAGCUUCCAUUCUGGGCCCUGCCACUGUCUGUCUGAUGAUAGCAGGAAGUAUAAUGUUCAUCUUCAAAAUUAAUGCAAAUGUAGCCCUUCUAUUGGCUAUAGCUCCCCCUGCUGUCUUCCUGAUACUAUGCCUAAAUCUAAAAUCUGACACUCAGAUUUCAAUUGCGGCAGUCAUGAGCGUAUUCUAUGCAUUUCUCAUGGCAGGAACAGUUCUCUCAAUCAUAGGUGAUUUAGUUAUUCAGAACACGUUUAUGACCCCCAGUGGUCUGAUCCUUAUUGUCAUGGUGCUGUUGUAUCUCAUCACGGCUGCCCUACACCCUCAGGAGUUCUCAUUGAUCGUCUACGGACUUUUGUACUUCCUCUGCAUACCUAGCGCAUAUCUGAUUUUGGCCAUUUACUCCAUAGUCAACAUGAACAAUGUCUCGUGGGGUACUCGUGAAACUGGUGGCAAGGCUAAAACUGCAGCAGUCAAUUCCAUCAGGAAGCAGGUCAUGGAGGGUUUAUGUUGUAAAUGUUGUCCAUGCUUGGGAUCUUAUGAAGUUAUGAAAGAGAUACCAGCAGCAGAAAUCACAAAAGUGACUAAAAAAUCACAAGCUCACCUGAAAUUAGAAAGCUCAGCUGAGUGUUCAUAUAGUUCCUAUCAAUCUUGGGUUGAACAUCUUCAGAUGAAAUCUCACGAAUUUCCUCUUCUUGAAUCUACACUCCCUGAGGAUGAAAUAAAUUUCUGGUUCCUGCUGCAGAAAAAGUAUCUAGAGCCUCUUAAAGAAAAUAAAGAAGAACAAAACAAAAUUGCCCAUGAUCUGAAAGCACUACGAAAUAAGGUGACAUUUAUAUUUUUCUUCUGCAAUGCACUUUGGUUAGUGGCAACAUUCAUCCUUCAAACUCUCGGUGACACAGUUUCCAUAAAGUUCCCAAAGAUCUAUCCGAAUGGGACUGAGUCCAAGACAGAAGUGUUUUAUCUUGAUCCUAUUGGACUGAUGUUUCUACUGGGCUUCACAUUGUUGUUGCUGAUACAGUUUUUGUCAAUGCUUUACCACAGAAUCUAUACAUUAAUCCAUUUUGUGGCGUAUGCUGAUACAGAAACAAAAGCUUUUGAAAAGAAGUCAUCUCAGAUGGCACCGAUUCUGGACCCAGACCACCAGCAUGAAAACGAUGAGUCUGACACAGCCUCGUACAUGCAGAACCCAUCUGCACUGAAUGAGACAGGUCUUGGGUCAGCUGCGGUAUAAGAUCCUUCGACUGAAAGUCUCAAUAGUUCUCAAUUUAAGUGGAUUGUUAUAUGUUCAAAUAUAGUGCUAAUACAUACAGUACUGUGCAAAAAUCUUAGUCCACCGGACUCCACCAUGCAACCAUUAGAUUAGUUGUUUUUGUAAUUUUAUAGUGAUCAUAUGUAAUUAUUUCUCAGUCUCUUUAUUAUAAUACAACCAGAAAAUACAGGAAAUGUGUAUGUAGUAUUAAAAACAGUAUAAAAGUAUAAGCUGAAGUGUCAAGUUUUAAGGGUAAACUCCCCUUCCACUUAAGCAAUAGCAGGCAGCUGCAGGAUCUCUUAAACCUAAAUAAAAUUAAAUCCUAAUUUCUAAUUCUAAUCGGAUGACUUCAGGACUUCAGUCUCCUCAAAAAAGCUCAAGAUGUGUUUCGUACCAAGAGAGGUCACACUAAAUACUGACUGAUGCCUGAAGAAGACUCAUGAAAAAUGAAAAUGGAUGGACAUUUUUGCUAAAACAACAAAGCUGGUGGUGAUGGCCUAAGACUUGCACAGUACUGUACUUCUUAAUAUUUAUUUAAAAUCUGUCACAUUUAUUAAAUGGUCCUUGUACUUUGUGUCGAUAUGUUUCUAUAUAUAUUGUUAAUUAAAACUCUUUGCUGUCCUUUUUUGAUAUUUUCUCUUAAAGGAUAACAUGGUAUACUUGAAUAUUUGUGGCUAAAUCUUAUCCAAGAUGACUAUAAUAAUAGGGCUGAAUAAUAAUAAUAAUGAAUAAUAGGGCAUAUGUUCAACUAAUAGUGAACAAAUCAACACAAUCAUCAACAAUGUUGUUCCUGACUUUUAAUCUGACCCAAAAUGCAUGGUUUUAAAUAAAAUUGCAUGUCAGUUCUUGAUACCCUACUACAGCAGAUCAUUUUCUUAUGUAUUGUGACUGACUUGUGAAUCAAAGUGAAUCGACUUGUUCACUUAUAAGAGCUACUGUAUAGUUAAAUGAUCUCAAAAGCCAUUGGAUGUGGUCAGGCCCUUAACGUCAAAAACAUUAAAGUUAUGCCAGUUAC
Messenger RNA from Misgurnus anguillicaudatus (oriental weatherfish), 4872 nucleotides. RefSeq names its product chitin synthase chs-2. The record is from RefSeq and is a predicted model, not a curated record. Gene Ontology annotation, cellular component: cell septum; cell periphery. Gene Ontology annotation, biological process: chitin biosynthetic process. NCBI's taxonomy places the organism in Eukaryota, Metazoa, Chordata, Actinopteri, Cypriniformes, Cobitidae. Gene Ontology annotation, molecular function: chitin synthase activity.